Molecule: messenger RNA, 719 nt
Organism: Thunnus maccoyii (southern bluefin tuna)
Lineage: Eukaryota; Metazoa; Chordata; Actinopteri; Scombriformes; Scombridae
Gene: dbi
Product: diazepam binding inhibitor (GABA receptor modulator, acyl-CoA binding protein)
Exons: 4
Coding region: 119-388 (89 amino acids)
Biological process (GO): fatty acid metabolic process
Molecular function (GO): fatty-acyl-CoA binding
Source: RefSeq, a predicted model, not a curated record
GCUGGUGCCACAGUGGAGUAGCACCGAGUAGGACGGACGGACGGGCGGACUUUUACCCUUUCACCGUCCGCGGAACUAUCUCUCCUGCCAGCUCGCCUUGUCGGACCCGUAUCUGAAGAUGGCUGAUCUCAAGGCUAAAUUCGAUGCCGCAGCAGAAGAGGUGAAGCAGCUGAAGGCGAAGCCUGCAGAUGAAGAGAUGCUGCAGGUCUACUCGCUGUACAAGCAGGCCACCGUCGGUGAUGUCAACACAGCUCGUCCGGGGAUGUUUGACUUCACUGGGAAAGCCAAAUGGGAUGCCUGGGAGAAGCAGAAAGGCAAGAGCCAGGACGACGCCAUGAACGAGUACAUCACCCUGGUGGAGCAGCUGAAGCAGAAGUACGGAGUCUAACGUCACAUUAGAGCCGCAGACUGACCAGGGCCCAACUGCUGGACGGACAGAGUUCUGGCUGGGACCACCACCACCACCACCACCAGCCGGCCCUCAUCCUGACACUGAGAAACGCCUUAAAACCCCCCCAACAAUGUGUCCUUACACGACAAAUAUGAACGCCUGCUGGACUGCUACACCAGUGGUCUCCAUGAGAUUAAAGCUGGGCUGAAGAACCACUGACGGACGAAUAGAAACUGUCCUCCACCAGCGGACCACCUCAUAUUUCAGUUUCCAACCAUGUGUAUCUGCACAGAGUCCUGUCAUUUCAAUAUAAAAUCCCUCUUCUCUA